CAAACUAGGGUUAACUAUUAAGCUCCUCCGGGUGGAGUUCACGCUGAGAAUGGUUUUGGUUUUUUAACUCUUUCCUUUCCAGCCUGCGCAUUGUCUUCGGCUUCGUGCUGCUGGAUCACAAUGCCGAUGAUGUCACCACAAGUCACGUUGUUCUUCCUACGUGUAGUCACGUGACUGAUCACAUGCUGAUGACGUCAUCGAAGGUCCUUUAGAUCCUGCCUCUGAUCCUUUCUGCCAUGGAAGGGAAGGAGUUCUUGGAUAUCUACGGCAAUGCCAUUACCCUGCAGCGGAACUCGUACAGCGACACCUGCCAGGACUUCACCAUCACCAGCGCCAAGCUGUCCGUCCGCACGCUGGCCACCUGGACAUGCGUCGUGUGGUUAGUCGCCUACGGCGUCUUCAUCUGCACCCAGCACAAUGCUGUCCUGACGGCGGCCAUCUUGUUCUCCAUCGUAGGUCUUCUCCUCUACCUGCACCUGGUCAAGGUGGACCACGAGUCCCUGCUGAUCCUGGGCUCCUUGGGGAUCCAGAGGACCUCGACCUACGCCUCCGGUCGGGAGAACACGGUCUUCAUCGAGAUGUGCCGGGUCCAAGACGUCGUCAUCAACGAGGGCAUCUCCAUGCACCGGGUGAACUACUACUUGUGCCUCCUCCUCAAGGAUCCCAGCGGAGACGACCCUCAGGCCGGGGUGUCCCAGGUCAUUCCCGUCUUCCAGAGCUCCCAACCUCGGCUGGACUGCCUGGUGGAGAUUUACCGCAGCUGCCAGGACAUCUUGUCUUCUCGCCGGAGCAAAGCCGCCAGCUGAUGACGGACCUGAGAAAAAAUGGCCGACGCGUCUGAAGACGUUGUCCGCCUCUAUUGACUGUUUCCAGUUAUAUCUGUUUCUGGGAGAAUUAAAAAAAAAUAUAAGAUGUCUUCUUUUCCUUUUGUUUCCCAGCUAAGGUGUCUCCAGCUGUUGCAAAACUACAAAUCCCAGCAUGCCCGGACAGCCAAAGGCUGUGGGUCCCAGCAGGUUCUGAUAAGCGGGGGUAAUGGUAUAUAAUGAAACAGUGUUUCCUAACCAGUGUGCAUCCAGCUGUUGCAAAACAACAACUCCCAACAUGCCCGGACAGCCGAAGGCUGUCCGGGCAUGCUGGGAGUUGUAGUUUUGCAACAGCUGAGGGCACUCUGGUUGGGGAACAUAGUGUGUGUGUAUAUAUAAACAUAUAUAUAUAGUUCAUAUUUUUACCCAACACACAUUUCCUUUUGGCCUCCAUUUGGCAAUGAAAGUCUAUGGACCUGUUUAUUGUGUAUACUGGGAAUCGUGACGCCAACAGGCUCUAGAAUAGAAAUACUGUAAAUUAUUUUGGUUUUUUUGCAUUUUUUUGGUAUUUUUGACUGUACUUGUCUUCUCUCUUGUAUUGAUGAUUCGCUCCCCUGUAUUUGAUCCUCACUGGCGUAUUGUGCUAUUGUAAAACUUUCCAUAAAAUAAAUGAUUUUGAAAGCAAAUUUUACGGCGAUU
This is a messenger RNA of Hyla sarda, 1502 nucleotides long. It is a transcript of the gene PIGH, whose product is annotated as phosphatidylinositol glycan anchor biosynthesis class H. Gene Ontology annotation, biological process: GPI anchor biosynthetic process. Gene Ontology annotation, cellular component: glycosylphosphatidylinositol-N-acetylglucosaminyltransferase (GPI-GnT) complex. The record is from RefSeq and is a predicted model, not a curated record. The transcript has a single exon. The coding region runs from base 237 to 806 and encodes 189 amino acids. Lineage: Eukaryota; Metazoa; Chordata; Amphibia; Anura; Hylidae.